Pelodiscus sinensis (Chinese soft-shelled turtle) is the source of this 453-nucleotide messenger RNA. NCBI's taxonomy places the organism in Eukaryota, Metazoa, Chordata, Testudines, Trionychidae. The record is from RefSeq and is a predicted model, not a curated record.
CCACAUUCCUGCAGCUGCGCAGUAGAUCGAAGUUAUCUGGAUGUCAAUAAGAUAUUUGAUACAGUUCCACAUGGGAUAUGAUGAGUUAAAUGAAAGAAAAUGGGGAUUAGUAUGAAAAUUGAAAGCAUUCAGGAUCAUUCCUUCAACAGUACAGCUUUAGCAGAGUGUGAAGAGAAUAUAGAGUCUGUACAUGAAGAACAAGCAGCAAACUCCACACACAGAGAUGAAAACAACAAAGAAAACUAUCCUGACAGUGCAACAGUCUUAGAGGAAAGCCAGCCAUCACCACAAGACAUCCAGCAGCACGUGGAACAGACAGCCCAUGACUCCACACUACGGGUUGGGAUGGGCAACUUAAAAUUGAGAAAACCCAAAUCCAUUAUAAAACAAGAAAAUGGGAAAAACUAUGAAGAAAGUCAGGUAAUACUGUAAAUGUAUCUGCUUAGUCUAGAU